AUGUCUGGCUCCACAUCAUUUACGUUUGACUCCACAGUAUCUCCUUUGGACUCCACAACAUCCACGUUUGACUACACAUCAUCUACAUUUGACUCCACAUCAUCCACGUCCGACUCCACAUCAUCGACGUUUGACCCCACAUCAUCCACGUCUGACUCCACCUCAUCCACGUCUGACUUCACAUCAUCGACGUUUGACUCCACUGUAUCCACUUUUGACUCCACAACAUCCAAGUUUGACUCCACAACAGCCACGUUUGACUACACACCGUCUACGUUUGACUCCACAUCAUCUACGUUUGACUCCACAGUAUCAACAUUUGACUUCACAACAUCCAAGUUUGCCUCCACAUCAUCCACGUCUUACUCCACAUCAUCGACGUUUAACUCUACAGCAUCCACGUUUGACUCUACAGCAUCCACGUUUGAAUCUACAACAUCCAUGUUUGACUCUACAGUAUCCACGUUUGACUCUACAUCAUCCACGUUUGACUCUACAACAUCCACGUUUGACUCUACAGCAUCAACGUCUGACUCUGCAUCAUCCACGUCUUACUCUACAGAAUCCACGUUUAACUCUACAUCAUCCACAUUUGACUCUAAUACAACCCGCCUUUGA
Molecule: messenger RNA, 618 nt
Organism: Ylistrum balloti
Lineage: Eukaryota; Metazoa; Mollusca; Bivalvia; Pectinida; Pectinidae
Exons: 1
Coding region: 1-618 (205 amino acids)
Source: RefSeq, a predicted model, not a curated record